Scaptodrosophila lebanonensis is the source of this 1206-nucleotide messenger RNA. RefSeq names its product aprataxin and PNK-like factor. The record is from RefSeq and is a predicted model, not a curated record. The coding region runs from base 187 to 1107 and encodes 306 amino acids. The transcript is spliced from 3 exons. Gene Ontology annotation, cellular component: site of double-strand break; nucleus. NCBI's taxonomy places the organism in Eukaryota, Metazoa, Arthropoda, Insecta, Diptera, Drosophilidae. Gene Ontology annotation, molecular function: DNA-(apurinic or apyrimidinic site) endonuclease activity; 3'-5' exonuclease activity. Gene Ontology annotation, biological process: double-strand break repair.
UAGUGUAGGAAAACGCAAAAAUGCGGUUAAGCAGUGCUGCACUGCAUUUUUUGUUUUGUUGUGAAAUAGAAGACUGAAAUUCGUAGUUUUGAAAUUAAACUACAUACAUACAUAUUCGUUGGAUAUUUUGGGCUCCCAAUAGUACAAGUUUAUGUUCAAUAUUUGUGUGGGUAAAGCCAAAAAAGCAUGGACCAUGUAAAUGAAAGUGAAAAUGAAAGCAUCUCCAACGAAGCGAAGGCAGCCGGAUCUGAAGGAAGUGUUAAAAGGAAAAUAUCUGCCGACAUCGACAACGAUGCUGAAAAUGAAAUUAAUACUACAGAACAAAGUUGCUGCAAGCGGUUAAGAUCGGGAUUAAACAACGAUGAAACAAAUCUGAUUGCUAUCAAAACAGAACCGCAAGACGAGAAUGAAUGUUUGCCUGAAACUGCAACUAUUAGUUCCAACAUCGAACCAAGCGAGAUGGGCACAGCAGCUGUAAUUAAGCAAGAGAAAACUGAUGAGUCGGACAGCAACAUGCCUGCAGACGGCCCAAGCAACAGCACCGCGACUGGUGUGUCCAGCGAUCUCCCAGUCAGUGUGAAAACAGAACCUACGGUGGGGAGUGUCGACGUCAAAGCUGAACCAGUUGCCAAUAAUACACAGCUGCCUGCAGAUUCCACCGUGACGUCCACUUCGACAAACCUUCGGCAAUCGUGUCGUUUUGGCGUACGUUGCUACAGGCGUAAUCCUGCGCAUCGCUCUGCGGAAGCCCAUCCCGGCGACUCUGAUUAUCGGCGUCCAAGUUUUCCGGCACCGCCUUUAGGCACACCGCCCUGUUCUUUUGGUAACUCGUGUUACCGUCGCAAUCCAGUGCAUUUUCAACAGUAUUCCCAUCCGCCAGAUUUUGAUUCUGCGCAGAAUAUCCGUAACCGUUUGCGACAGCGUCGUCGUCAACAGCCAUGUAGCACCAACGAUAUUAACACCUCCGACUCCGAAGGGUCAGAGGAUCCCUUUGAUGCUGACACUGAUGAGGAGUAUAAUCCCAAGGCAGAUAAUGACAAUGAUGAUGUAGAUGAAGAAGAGCUGGAGUUUGAUAGCCAGCGUAUAAACUCAGACGAAUUUGAUUAGUUGUUAUAUUACAUAUUUUUAAUGAGAGUAUGAAGCUAUUAAUAUGAAUAUUGUUACAAGUUACAAAGUUUAUUUUUAAUAAAAUCCCUCAUCAACGUC